UUCCGCCCGCCGCCGCGCCCACCGACCGCGGCUCCCGGCUCCUCCCCUCCCCAGGCUCGCGCUCCAGCGGGCGAGGACCGAACCGUGGGCUGAAAGCGGCGGUGCGCAUGCGCGCCGAGGGCGUUGUCGCCGAGGCUAGAACCGGAAACUUGGAGACAAAGUUCAGAGUCCCACCCCCGCCGCGCGCCGCCUGCCCUCCGGCCCAGUCGACCCUCGACCCGCCGUCCCUGGCCCACGAGUGGACUAUGUCUGGCUCUUCCAGCGUCGCCGCUAUGAAGAAGGUGGUUCAGCAGCUCCGGCUGGAGGCUGGGCUCAACCGCGUGAAGGUUUCCCAAGCAGCUGCAGACUUGAAACAGUUCUGCCUGCAGAAUGCUCAGCAUGAUCCUCUGCUGACUGGAGUAUCCUCAAGUACAAAUCCCUUCAGACCGCAGAAAGUCUGUUCCUUUUUGUAGUCAAAUGAAUUUUUCAGAGUUUUGCAGACCACUUUUAACCAACUAUUCAGAAAAAAGAAAACUGAAGCCUGUACAAGCUUCCCCUUUCUUAACAUGUGCCAUAACACACAAACUUCUACUUUUGUCAGUCCUUAACAUCUACCUCUCUGAAUUUUCAUGAAUUUCUAUUUCACGAGGGUAUUUUAUAUACACUGGUGGCAGCAUACAAUAAAAUACUUAGUAUAAAAA
Messenger RNA from Heterocephalus glaber (naked mole-rat), 680 nucleotides. It is a transcript of the gene Gng5, whose product is annotated as G protein subunit gamma 5. Gene Ontology annotation, biological process: G protein-coupled receptor signaling pathway. Gene Ontology annotation, cellular component: heterotrimeric G-protein complex. The record is from RefSeq and is a predicted model, not a curated record. Gene Ontology annotation, molecular function: G-protein beta-subunit binding. NCBI's taxonomy places the organism in Eukaryota, Metazoa, Chordata, Mammalia, Rodentia, Bathyergidae.